Anopheles funestus (African malaria mosquito) is the source of this 2010-nucleotide messenger RNA. Its product is annotated as major facilitator superfamily domain-containing protein 8-like. Gene Ontology annotation, biological process: transmembrane transport. Lineage: Eukaryota; Metazoa; Arthropoda; Insecta; Diptera; Culicidae. Gene Ontology annotation, cellular component: lysosomal membrane. Gene Ontology annotation, molecular function: transmembrane transporter activity. The transcript is spliced from 3 exons. Bases 523 to 1998 code for a protein of 491 amino acids. The record is from RefSeq and is a predicted model, not a curated record.
AGUGCGGCUAUUGAUUGCUACCGAGUAUCAGUGUGCAAUAAUCCAGCCAACUGAUAAGUAAUAGCAGGGAGGUAGUAAACUGAAGGGCAAACAUGACCAAAACAAGCAUCGAUGGGUAGAUUUAGCGGGCACUGUAAUUGCCAUACCGAUGAGACUUCUAGCGCUUCUAAGCAAAAACUGGUUCUUGACUUAGUGUCGAUUAAACCUAACGCGCGUACGCAUGUGCGCGAUUUCUUCGCGCCGGGCGCUUGCAUCGUGAGAAUGCAAUUGUUGAUUUAUAGCCUGAACGUGCAUAUGGCGUGGGGAGUGAAUCCAAUUAAUAUUUACGUACCCUUUAAAUCAUAUCAGUGAGUGCUUUCUCCUAUCAUUGAUUGCAAAAUAUGACCGCUAGUUCCGCAAGCUGAGCUAGAACAAGUUUUACGCAAAAGUUGCACGAACUGUGUGUGAGAACGGAUUCGAGGAUCGACGGUUUGUUUAACGGUUCAGUGAACAGUGCACAUUUCGUGUUUGUGGCUCACGGUCAUGGCAUCGAUCGGAAAUUGGUGGCGCGUUGUGCAAAGAGAAAAAGACCGCCAAAGCGAGCUGGAGAGUGAUUUCGAAUAUCGACAACGAUGGAUCACGAUAAGAUUAGUGUAUCUAAGUGGAUUUCUGAUGUUUCUAUCGUUUGGCGUGGUGACGACAGGGCUCUGGCCGUACCUGCAAGACAUGGAUCCGACGGUUGGGAAACCGUUUCUGAGUGUCGUGUUUGCCGCUCCACCGGCCGGACAGUUAAUUUUUAGUCCGCUUAUCGGUUGGUGCUCGAACAGAUUAUCGUCCAUCCGAGUGCCGUUUGUUAUACUAACAGCUUUGUUUGUGUUUGCCAAUGCACUGUACAGCGUGGUGGAGCUUUUUCCACUGCCCCAUCGAAAGUAUGUUCUGCUCUGUUCGCGAUUUGUCUUUGGCGUAUCGACGUCAAUUAAUACGCUUAGCCGAGCGUACAUUUCGACGGCAACCAAACUGUCCGAACGCACCGGUGCCAUCUCAAUGAGCUCGUUGGCACAAACGUUCGGGCUUGCGAUUGGUCCCAUCAUCCAAGCGGGACUAUCGGCGAUCGGAAAGGAUGGACUGAUGUGGUACGGUUUGCGCAUUAACAUGUACACCAUGGCCGGUUGGAUUUGUGCGAUCGGUGGAGUGGUUUACAUCAUCAUGCUGAAUCCUUCCUGCUUCGUUCAUCGGACCAUUGCUGCCCAGGAAGCUAUGAAAACGAUCGGAUCCAGCAAAGCUACUGAUACGUACGAGCGUUUAAAAAUGUUCUCCAUCUGGACGGUAAUGAUCGGUUACAGUGUUUUGAUGUUUUUCUACGUAUCUGUUCAAACAGCACUUUCACCGAUAUCGCUCGAUCAGUUCGGUUGGAGUCAUGAGGAAUCUCUCUACUAUUUGGGAAUUUUAAUCACGGGCGGCACUUUAUGCUCUUGUGCUGUGUUUCUACUAUUGCCCCAGUUAUGUAAACGGUUUCAAGAACACAACGUGUUUUUAUUUUUUGCUAUAUUGCCGCUUUUUAUCAGUCAAGUGGUAAUGAUACCGAUGGGUAGCAAAUCCAUCCCGAUGGCUGGUUCGGCCUCAAACAGAACCACCGGUGGAGGAUGUCCUAUUGAGCAGGAGUGGUGCAAUUUCAUUCCACCAAUCAAUCAAUAUCAAUUAACCGUUUCGUACACGAUGUUGUGUAUUUCGUUUUCCGUUGGAAUAGCCAUUAGUCAAACGAUUCUAUCGAAAUUGCUGGGAACCCGUCCGCAGGGCAACUGGAUGGCACUGUACACAAGCAUCGGUGGUGUAACACGCAUAAUAGGACCGGCUUCGGUGGUAGUAUACGUUCGCUUAGGAACGUAUUGGCUGUUUGGACUAGGUACAUUCAUUUCCGGACUAAUGCUCGCAUGGAUGUGGUAUUACAAAAGCCAUUUGCGUACGUCCAAAAAGGUAACCCAAACGACGGAGAUGCAACAAAUGACAGCGACCGAAUGAAUUAGAAGCCGA